Prunus armeniaca (apricot) is the source of this 1116-nucleotide messenger RNA. The record is from the annotation of a GenBank genome assembly. Lineage: Eukaryota; Viridiplantae; Streptophyta; Magnoliopsida; Rosales; Rosaceae.
AUGGUUCCUGCUGCUCAUCAAAACUUAUCCAAACAACAUCAUCGAUAUCUUUACAGUGGUUAUGGUGGAUGCGGUGCCAAUUACAACACGGCAGAAGAUCAGAGCUUCGGUCUUAUGAGUACUACUAGUCAAGUAGAAGAAGGUUAUGAGUAUAAUUAUUAUUGUUGUAAUAAUAACAGCAGCAACAACAAUAAUAAUAUUAACAGUAUCGUUACGGAAUCUGAUCAUCUUCAUCACCAUCUUGUGGCGAUUGAUCCAAUGGCUGAGGAUGAGUCGAGAACCAACAGUGUAAACGAAGCCGGUUCAAGUUCAAAGGAUGCUCCAGAUGACAGAGACAACGAAGGAUGGCUCCAAUUGACUAUAGGCGGCUCCAACAAUCAUCAACCAGCUGCAACCGUAGACCAAACCCCCAGAGGCUUAAGGGACACUCUUUCUGGUCCCGGUUUGAUUGAGCUCGAUCUAUUACCACCUGGCCAUGACGCUGCUCUUUCAUCAUCCAUACGACAAGUCAGGUCUAUGUCGUCUAUGCAGCAUCAUCAUAUGCCUCCAAUGUUUCUUGUUCCUCCAGAAAUCCGUCCUCUUUCUUCUUCUUCUUCCGCAAGGCUGCCGUUUCAUUCGAAUUUCUCUACGAGUGCUACAUCUUUAUACUUUCAACACCCUGGGCAGGGAAUGAGCAGCUCCUCAUCGAGUUUGUUUCCUCACCACGAGGGCAACUGGCAAUUCAGGCCAACUGUCCCUCAUAAUAAUAUAGGGAUGGCUUCAACCUCUUCUUCUUAUUCAACUUCCUCUUUCACACAACUGGGUUCCCCCUAUUUUCCUCGUCCGCUUCAUCAUCAGUAUCAUCACGACAUGAAUGUUGCUGGGCCAAGCUUAGAUUUCAGAGUUGUUGAUCCUCCCAGGAGGCCCCAGUCGGGCAUUUGGUUUAUGCUCCAAGCAUCCCAAAAUCAAGAAAAAGAACCGUUCUUGCCACAGAUACCCAAAAGCUACCUAAGAAUCAAGGAUAGAAGGAUGACAAUCCGGUUGAUAAAGAAGUAUCUGGUUAACAAGCUGAGACUGGAUAGCGAAUCAGAGGUAUGUUUUCUGACCAUUAGCAGAAAACUUGAAGUUCAUACUUAA